Messenger RNA from Ostrea edulis (European flat oyster), 1557 nucleotides. RefSeq lists its product as uncharacterized. The record is from RefSeq and is a predicted model, not a curated record. The transcript has 7 exons. Bases 341 to 1417 code for a protein of 358 amino acids. NCBI's taxonomy places the organism in Eukaryota, Metazoa, Mollusca, Bivalvia, Ostreida, Ostreidae.
UAAUAUUCAUAUACAUAUAUGUACACAUGCAUACACACUCACGCGCGCGCACACACUCGCAUAUAUGAGCAACGUCACGAACAAUAUUGAUCGUAAAAUUUUCUAGACAACUUGUCUCUUCCUCGGGAUUUAUACAUACAUAUUUAUAUAUAGAUCUAUAUAUACAUGUGCAUUUAUAAUAUUAUUGUACAUAAUUCUCCGAAUCAUUUUCCCGGAAGGCAAAUCGCGAGUCAAACAUCACAAUAACGGAGAUCACGCACUGAAUUCUCUAACGUUUACAUCCGGCUGAAGGAUUUUGUUAUCGUAGUCCUCAUAUCAGUGCAAGGACCCGGCGAGUGUCAUGAAGCUCCAUUAUAUUUUAUCUAGGACACUUUGUAGUGGCUUGUGCGGAGAGUGGAACAUACUUCCUGUGUCAUUUAAACGGACAUUCAGUGCUCUAAGCUCCAAUGCAGUACUUAUAAAUCAGGAGGUCGAUAAAUUUGAUGUUGCUAACAAAUCAAAUGUCGCUCCCUUGCAAAAGGACAGCAUUGAUUGGAAAUGGCAAUCAAGCAAAACGGUCGUUCAGUGUAAAUAUAAAAAUGGCAAAGGUAUGCUUCCAGUAGAAGUAAAUGUUUUCGACAAUCACCUUGGAAGCGAUGCUCCUACAGUUGUCAUGUUGCUAGGGCUGUCGGGCAGUGGCGACGAUUUUAAGGACAUGGUUACUUUUCUCAGCUCCGCCGGGAUCCGAUGUGUUGCUCCAGAAAUACCUGGAUUUGGCGACAGUGAGAUAUCUAGAUCUGAUAUUUAUCGACUAGACUUCACUUCCGCGGGUCAGAGUCAGAUGUUAAUCGAUAUACUUAAGGAAAUUGAUGUUGGACGAAUAGAUAGUGUCGUCGCUCAUAGUGCUGCCUCUUGGUUAGCAGUUCGUCUUGGUGCAUCUCAACGCCAUGUGAAAUCCCUAUCUUUGAUUAACCCAAUGAGCGUUUGUCCUAACAAAGCUAUGAGGCCGUACGCUUGGACUAAGCUAGUUGGAGCAACUGCUAGAAAAGAAAAACUCUGGCCCAUUGCUGAUUCUUAUAUAAAUAUUGGAGCUCGAAGAUCAGGUUUUAAGAUACCCCAACACAAAAAAAGACAGAUGUUUGUUUCCCUAGAAACAGUGUCCACUGUCGAUUUUGAUUUGGUCAAACAGGAUGCAAAAACCAUUCAGGAAAAACGUCUACCGGCGUUCGUAGCCUGGAGUCAGAAUGACAAAAUGAUAGAGGAAAGCCUGACACGUCACUUACUAAGCUUAUUAGACGUACAAGAAAAUGUCUCAACAAAACCCCAGUCUCGUUACACUAAGGAAGUUGUAUUCAAUAAUGGAGGACACGUACUUCACAGGAAGCAGGCCAAAUCGUUAUCGGAAAACAUUAUUUCGAUGCUUCAACAAAUACUUUAAUGACGUAUUACUAUAUACGUUUAACACGUGUUUUAGGUGUGUCUUGAUAAAUUGCAAAUUACAUGUGAUAUUUCAAUGGUAUAAUGUAUUUUGUUAAUAGAUGAAAUAUAAAAAUACUGUAAAAUAAAAUAAUUUGCACU